Molecule: messenger RNA, 2296 nt
Organism: Schistosoma haematobium
Lineage: Eukaryota; Metazoa; Platyhelminthes; Trematoda; Strigeidida; Schistosomatidae
Product: MICAL-like 1
Exons: 10
Coding region: 1070-1756 (228 amino acids)
Molecular function (GO): protein binding
Source: RefSeq, a predicted model, not a curated record
AUGGAGGGUAACUCUUCUCAGUGUCUUCUGAAUUGGUGCAUUGAACAAACCAAAACGUACCCAUAUAUUAAUAUCACUGAUUUCACAUCAUCAUGGAAAGAUGGUCUGGCGUUUUGUGCCUUAAUUCACAAACAUUUCCCUGAUCUAAUGUAGGUUGAACAGGACAGUAAAAUUGCAUCUCACUUUUUAAAGAGAUUUUUCGCACUUGAAGUCUGAAGAUGCUGUAACAAACCUUAAGUUGGCGUUUUUCGUUGCAGAAACAAAAUUGAAUAUACCGGUGCCUACAAGACCACAAGUCAUAGUAUUAGAAGAUGUAGAUGAAAAGAUAAUAUUUGAAUACGUUUCUAAGUUAUAUGGGGCAUUAACAAGAAAUUCAAGUCAAUUAGGUUCAGAUAAGCUUUCAGAUAAAAACUUAUCAUAUUUGUGUGAACAGGAGGAGGGACUUCUUAUAUGUGACCUUUGUGGGGAAACUAUAUUUCGUGUCGAGCAGCUGACUGUUUUCAGUAGGAACUACCAUCGUAGUUGUUUUCGUGACAACCAGUUAACUUAUCUCAAAGAGCGGAAUAAAACACUAAAGGGUUCCAACUGUUCUGAUGGUUCACCGCUGACUAAAUUCUCAGUAGCGGAUCCCUUCCCAAUAAGAUUCAGUCCACAAAAAGAAUUGGACACUGUUAGCAAUGGAAAAAGUCAACCAACAUGCAAACCUCCUUCUAGACCGCCACUUCCUGAUGUUUUAAGUAAUAAUGCGUCUCCUGAACUGAAUAGUGUUUUGAAGAUAAAAGCUAAAAUAUCAGCUGACAUAGAACAGCGUAAAAAUAACUCUAAUUCCAAGCAUCAUAACAUCGUUUCUUAUCCUGCUGCUUUAAAUCCGUUCGAAGAUGACUCUUUGUGUGAUCCCAGCUCUCAGCAUGAAUGUACCUAUAAGCCUUACAAUCCAUUUGAUGACGAUUUAUCAGCCUUAGACUCGGAAGAGAUUAAUAAUAUUUCAGAUUCUGACCACUCAAACGUAUUAAGUAUAUCAAACCCUCCAUCUCUGGUAUCCACGCCUAGUAACCAUAUAAACAAGUACAUGGGACAGAGUAACCAAAAUUUUUCCAUGGAAAAAUUAGUCGCAGAUGAAUCAGUCAAUCUUCGGACUGCUCACUCUUCUAUAUAUGAUUUAUCGAGUUUACUCGCUUAUGGUAAUCUGAAUAAAGCACAGUCCUCUUCACUAAGCAGUGAUGCAAAACAGUCCUCAAAAUCUCCUCUUAAUGGAUCAAAUGCAAAGAUAAGUAGGUCAGUUAACACCAAAGGGCCUGCCCCACCUAUUCCUGUUUUAUGCCGACGUGAUGUCAGACGCGAUCAGCAAAGCGACUUCAUUCCAUACACUGAAUUACACAGACAACUAUAUGAUAUAAACAAUGAACUUUCCAAUCUGGAACUAUCUGCUCGCAAAAUUCAAACAAGUAUUAAAGAAAUGUCUGAAAAUAAUGAAAGCGUCAAGAGAUUAUUGAAAAAGUGGCUCCAUACCGUUGAAUUAAAGGAUAAUCUCUUCAAAAAGGAAUCAGAGUUACUUCAAAGGCUUCGUUGUCAAGAGCUAGAGGAUCGUCAUGCUGAUUUAGAAUAUGAACUACGAACGCUAAUGGCCAAACAAGGUGGGAAUCUUUAUAUUAGAAAAGUAUCCUGUACUGCAUGCCUAAUCAAAUCCCUUUUACUGUUAUCACAUUUCGGUGAUAGAGAUCUUAUAACAAUUUUAGCUCCAUGUUUGGAAAAUUAAGUACAUUCUAAAGACUAAAGAAGAAAAAGCUCGUGAAGAAGAACUAAUUGCUGACUUAUUGUGUGUGGUUGACAAAAGAGCUGAACUUUCAGAAUCCACUGGGGAUUUCAAACCAAAGCAUCGAGCAAGAUCAUCUAGCCGAAGAACCCUCGAAAGUAAAUUCAAACAAAUAUGCCUUAGUUUGCGACAUCCUAGUCUGUCGCAAACGAAUUUAUCAACCAUUCGGGAUAAAUCAUUGAAAAAGUACGGAAGUUGAGAGCUUCUACCAUAUCUCGAUUGAAAAACAAGACAUUUUUUCGAUAGAAAUUGCUAACUUUAUAAAAACUAUAUAUUCGUAUAGACCCAGCUCCGCAUCAAAUGGACUAUCAUCGCAUUAAUGGUAUUAUCAUGCAUGGACUUUUAUGCAUCCGGUAUACUCUGAGCUGUUUUUACAAACAAUUUUUAUCUGUUUACUUUUAUUUGUUAUCAAAUUGUUUUUCUUUAUUUCGAAAAUAGAUACUGCAAACAGCAUCUGAUACGUCUUAUGUUGUGUAAUAUAUA